Penicillium subrubescens is the source of this 543-nucleotide messenger RNA. Its product is annotated as putative ubiquitin conjugating enzyme (UbcK). NCBI's taxonomy places the organism in Eukaryota, Fungi, Ascomycota, Eurotiomycetes, Eurotiales, Aspergillaceae. The transcript has 3 exons. Bases 1 to 543 code for a protein of 180 amino acids. The record is from RefSeq and is a predicted model, not a curated record.
AUGGACUACAACAUGGAGGACACUCAAAACUCGGCACCCGAGACCCGGGAAGCUACCAAGCUGAGUGGCGCUGGACAGCGCGGUGACACGCAGAGCGUCACCAAGCGCCUGCAAGCUGAGCUGAUGCAGCUCAUGAUGGCGCCCUCGCCUGGUAUCUCUGCCUUCCCCGACGCCGAUGGCAACCUUCUUUCCUGGACGGGGACUAUCACCGGCCCCACGGAGACGCCCUAUGAAGGAUUGACGCUGAAGCUCUCCUUUGCUUUCCCUAACAACUACCCUUACUCUCCGCCCACCGUCCUCUUCAAGACCCCCAUCUACCACCCCAAUGUCGACUUCUCUGGCCGAAUCUGCCUGGAUAUUCUGAAGGACAAGUGGAGCGCUGUGUACAACGUCCAGAGUGUGCUUCUGAGCUUGCAAAGUCUCCUGGGCGAGCCCAACAACGCGAGCCCACUGAACGCUCAGGCUGCCGAGCUCUGGGACUCGGAUCAAGAAGAGUUCAAGAAGCACGUCCUGGCCCGUCACCGCGAUAUCGACGACGAGUAA